AUGCCACAGCAGCCUGCGCUUCUCGGUUCAAUAGAUGACUGGACAGGGGUGACAAAAGCCAGCGAUAGAAGAAAAAUCCAGAAUCGACUGAACCAGAGACUUUACAGAAAGCGGAAGCGGGUUGGUGUUCAACAGUCUCCCGCGAGCACUUCACAGGCGACGGCACUGCGAGCCCCAUCUCUAUGGCAGAUAUUCUACUCCGCCGUCGAGUUCCAAAGAGCCGACCGCGCAGCGCUGAGGAUCGUGGCCGAAAAGACACCUUUCGGCGCUGGCGAAACAGAACGUGCGAUUUCUGAAUUCGAGAAAUGGGCUCAGAGUCGGUCGAUUGGUUCACCCGGGACAGACAAUCUUCUCGUGCUCGUGAAAUUCAACAUCUUUAGGGCUUUAGUCAGUAACUGCAAUGAUCUUGGUAUUCCAAUCCACGAUACCCUGGUCGACGAGAGUGUUUCCCCGUUUCCAAAUCCCGAGCAUCCACCAAUCGAUCAGCUGCGCACACCCGCAGCACUGUGGCCGACGGACCUGCAGAAACAGCUCGAACAUCACCCUUGGAUUGAUCUUCUGCCUAUACCAAUGAUGAGGGAUAACCUACUACAGGCACCAGAGGGAUAUGACGAGGAAGCCUUAUGUACGGACCUAAUUGGUCACCCAAAUAAUGCCUCGACUCGUAUAGGAAUGGCAAUUUGGGGUGAACCCUGGGACCCUGCCGGCUGGGAAGUCACAGAGGGAUUCUUGCAGCACUGGGGUUGGACUAUCAUGGGUUGUGACCAACUCGCAGAUGCUACAAAUUACUGGCGGCAGCGGCGGGGUGAACAGCCCUUGAAUUUUGAAGGGAUCCAUACUAACUGGACAGCAAUCACAGCAGUUGCCCCAAAUUCUGCAAGAUCUCUCCAUCUCUGGAGCUAA
Molecule: messenger RNA, 903 nt
Organism: Exophiala aquamarina CBS 119918
Lineage: Eukaryota; Fungi; Ascomycota; Eurotiomycetes; Chaetothyriales; Herpotrichiellaceae
Exons: 2
Coding region: 1-903 (300 amino acids)
Source: RefSeq, a predicted model, not a curated record